CUCGGAGGAGGCGGAGAUCAUUUUGUUGUCAUCGCCGAAGAUGAUUGAACGCCGAUGGCCACAGAUUUUUCACGCUUGAAAAGAAGUGAUUUUACGUAUCAUUGACUGUACGCCGAUACGAAGUUUAUCGGCGACAAGAAAAAAGCAAGGAUCCUUAUGACGGUGGACGACGAGGCACCCGGACUUUGAGAUGUGUCCUACCCAGACACAGCUGUGCCUCGGCACUGACUCUCCCUGGCGACCAGCACAUCCAUGAGAAACACAUGUCCUAGAUGGAUGAUCCCGACUGACUGGGACUCUUCAGUCAUAGUUUCUCUGAGACUUAACUGUUAAUCUAUCUACAAUGUCUGUCUCCACGGUAUUGGCGAAGGCACUGUUUGACAACACGGCAGAGAGCCCAGAGGAGCUGGGUUUUCGGAAGGGUGACAUCCUUAUGGUUCUCGAUCAGGAGCAGAGUGGUGGGCCGGGCUGGUGGCUCUGCUCCCUGCAUGGGAGGCAGGGCAUUGCCCCUGCCAACCGCCUUCGUCUCCUCCAGACUGCCCCACCCCCAAACUCAGACCUCCGUCGUGGCCCCAGUGAGGACUCUGUUUACCUGUCACCGGGUCCCAUGCUUGCUCGGUCUGUUGUUAGCAGUAGUGCAGAGGACAUAGAUGGAGUGUAUCGAUCCCCGCCAGGUGUGGGUGAGGGACGAGGAGCAGGAGCUGCCUCAAGGCCUGGGGAGCUCCGCAGAGUUGAGGGUGGGCGCCCACGCUCUCACUCCAGCUCUGGCACUCGGCCCAGACCUGACUGGGAUAUUGGGGUGGCGGGACGUCCACGCUCACCCUCUCUGAGAGGACGAGGCACGGAAAUCACGGGCACACUUUAUCAGACUCCAGUAAGUCCUAUACCGUCUGCAGCUCAGCACGCCAGGCAGCCUGGAGCUCUCAUGGCUUCAGAGUCUGUGUACCUCUCCCCUAGUGGAGUGCCAAGAGCGGCUGAUGAGCCAGAGGACACUACUUAUUUAGUCCCAAGAGAAACACUAACCACAGAACACUCGGAUGACUGUUACCUGGUACCCAAAGGCACACCACUUGCAGGUGAUGAUGUUUACCAGGCCCCAACAGGAGGAGUUCCAGCUACUGCUGUCUGCUCUAAUGGCCCCUCUAUAGUCAGCGGAACACCUGGCACCCCCCAGUCCAAAGUGAGUCAGGACACACCUGGGAUGUACCAAACACCCACCCCUGUGGGAGCAAGCCUUCACAGGACACCAGCCACAGUUUUGGCCCACCAGCAUCCAUCUCCAUUAUCCCCUGCUCAAGCAUCUCCCAGACCUUUGCUCAAAGGAGUUCCACCCAACCCUGCUGUUGCUAGGGGCAAGCCAGGCCUGGCCUGUCACCGGGGAUCCCCUUUGCUGGUCAGAGCAGGGCAGGUCAGGGUUCCAGGAUCACCAAAUUUUGCCCGCAAACCUCCUCCACCAGCACCUCCUGUGAGGGGAGUCACCAGGAAAGAUGCACAACAGGCAGCACCGACAUCGGCCGAUUCUAAUUAUGCCCCCAAACCCGCCAGUCAGACCACCUCGGCAGGCCCGCAUCAAGAAGAGGACAAACAGAAGGAAACUCCCCAGAGUAAAGAUGAAAGGAUGAAUAAUGGACUGGAGAAAAACAGCAAUGUGCACUACAAAAAAGGAGAAAAUCAGGAUUAUCCAGAUCCCUCUGAUGACCAGGUGUAUGAUACUCCUCCCAGUGGCAGAUGGCAGCGUCCAGUUCCAUCUGCCCUUUGUGGCGAUGAUGGCAUCUAUGACACCCCUCGCAGUGUCCCACCACAAGCUGACUCUGAGACAGAGGUCUAUGAUGUCCCCACCAUCACUCUGAAUGUGUCGACAUCCGAUGUUCAGCCCAGUGAAGCUGAUGACGAAGUCUACAGUGUCCCCACACUUCCAGGUGUGCCUCUGGGACCAGGAGAGUCCACCACCAGCCUCUCUGGUGAAGAUGUUGCCCAGGUUGGACAAGUCUAUUGUGUCCCUGGACCGGAGAAGCGAGCCAGUAGUGGAGAUCACAAUCGAGACUCCUCUGAACCUGACUGUGGCAUCUAUGAUAUGCCUGCUCUGACCAUUGAAGCCCUCCCUCACUCUUCCUCGUCCUCCUCCACGUCUACUCGUCGCCUCUCUGUUUCUAGUAAUGGUUCAGGUGAUGUGCAGUGGAGAGCUUCGCUUUCAAGCCUUGUCCACUCAGUGAUGAACACAGCCUCUGGCUCGGCCUCUACUCUGUCAUCACGAGACCUGGCCACCUCAUUGGCUGAAAUCCUGUCCACCUGGAAAGCCAGCCAUUCAGGUGACCCUCCGCCGCCUCUUCAGCAGGCUUGGGCUCGUCUGUCAGACCUGCUGCCGGCAUUGUCUGCUAUUGGCAACGCUCCUCCAUCUGAGGGGCUUUUGUCACUGGUCCAGCGUUCCCUUGAGGAAAGCGCCCUCCUUUUGCAGGCUCAGGGCCGACCCCGUCUGCCUUCCCAAGAUUCCCUGUCCCGCAGGCCAUUGCCUGCACUCCCAGUGCCUGAUGGAAAGUCAUCUGGAGGUGGGAUGGGCUCUCGUAAGGGUAGCUGGAUCCAGGAGAGGCCCCUGCCCCCAACUCCUCAGCCUGCCUUCCCCUUGCCUCCUGCUCCAUCAACUGUGACUCUCACAGUGGGCCCUGUUGAUGGAGAGGAUGAUCCCAGCAAUGAGUAUGCUGGGAUCGGCUUGACUCCCAUCCCCGCCCCAGUACCUACUGGAGACAGUGUUGGAUACGUCAAGCUGCAGGGUAAACCUGAUCCACCUCCUGAUGUCCUGGCUGAGAACGGACAAAUGCAAAGUAUCACUGCAGAGCCGAGGUUGACCCCAUCCCCUCCUCUGCCGGUGUCCCUCUCCCUGGAGGACUCGGAGCUGCUGUCCUUUUACUCCUCUCAGAGCCUCGCCCACCUCUCCUGCCUGGCAGAUGCCAUCGAUGUGCUCUUCAGCAGCGUGCAGGGGAACCAGCCGCCCCGCAUCUUCGUCGCCAGAGGCAAAAGUCUCAUUGUGACUGCGCACAAACUGGUGUUUAUUGGGGACACCCUCUCUCGCCUUCUCACUUCUGCCGACCUCCGGGCCAAGAUCACAACCUCGGGGGGGCGACUCUGCCAGGCCUUGAAGGCAGUUGUGGUGGCAACAAAGGGAGCUGCACAAAAUUACCCCUCAGUAUCAGCCACCCAAGAGAUGGUGGACCGUGUUGCUGAGCUCUCCCAACAAGCCGCUGGCUUCUCCACUCUGCUCCAGCGGCUGGCGGAAAUAUCUUCAUGAUAUUUCAUAUCACUUGCGUAAAAACUUUGUUUACACUACACCUAUAUUUUCUCUCUUUGAAAUGCCUUAUUUGUUGGUAGACUCUUUGCUUACCUUUUGUUUGAAUGGGAUUGAAGCAAGCGGAGCUGCAGUGCUUAGCCUCGCUGCAGCGCUUAGCCUCGCUGCAGCGCUUAGCCUCGCUGCAGCGCUUAGCCUCGCUGCAGCUGUUACUGAACUGGGUUUCGACUGUGCUGGUUCUGUCCUCGGGUUGUGUGUUGGUUUGCCUUUGUUUAUAUACUGACCUCUGUGCUUUGAUGCCACACUUGUCUUUUUGAGUGUUAACUUAUUGAAUAGUUGAAGCCGCUCUGUGGCUUUGAGUGUCCAUGCGGACAGCUUAUCUUGGGAGCUUUGCUUUAUUAUGUUUGCUGUAUUUUCUUUCCCUCACAUGAUAGCCAUUUUUCCUUCCUUCCUCUAUUUAUUUAGCCAUCCCCCUUUUCCUAAAAUAGCACAGAAAGGAGGCCUUGCAUCCUGGUUCUGGCCUACUUCUUACUGUGACACCUGAAAGGCCUUUUGUGAUUAUCAUUCUGAAACUGCUGAAGCAGCAUACCAAGUGUUUCGGGCUAAAUAUGGGAGAAAUGGAAUACGCCGUGGAGUACAAAGUUUGCCCAACUUCCACUCAUAAUCUGUGCAAGUGUGCGUUGUGUUUGUGUAGUGCCCAUUUCCACUAGCAAGAAAAAUUAUCUGUGGUACAGCGUUUAAUCUGCAAGAAACAUCUGUCAGUACGUGUUCAGUUUACAUUCAUGUCGUCUUACACAUCUCAAGUCCGCUCACAGAGAAAGGUAAACUGAGAAUGAACAAUGAUAGUUGGGUGAGAAAUUGCCUAAUCCUGUUCUUUCCCACAGUCAUGUGAUAGCCUGGCAGUGGAUAAGAAACCUGUUGACCGAGGUUACCGGUUUCCACAUGUCCUGUUAUGCUCUGCAUGGUUAUGUCUCUUUGUCUUUCUUUGCUUUUUACCUGCAUUUCCCGUAACAUUCUUGUCAACGGUGCUUACUCACAUCUGGUUUGAUUUACGUUUAAAGUCAGCAACCUUGCUGUGAGGCAUGACCAUAGAAACUAAGGCUCGUUAUUAUAUAUCGAUAAUGUGUUAUUAAUGGAAAGCAUAUCAGUGGAACACAGUUCACUGUACUGAUAAACAGUUUGAUUAUUUUACAUUUGUCACAAGUUAUAAAUGAAUAUUUUAAGGAUAUUCUACCAUCAUGACUGAUCUUAAUCAUAUGGCCCAGCCCUAGUAUAAACUGUGGAAUGAAGCACAGUCCACUUUUUGAUCGAAAACAUUUUACAUCCAUCAAAACACACACCUUUUUUCCAUCUCAGACUGUCGUAUUUCUGUCUGUCUGCCCAUUUUCAUCUGUACUGGUCAUCAGGUGUAAAUGUCUGUGCACAAACAGCUCAGUGUGAAGCUGUGGUGGAACAUAUAUUUGACUGGAAGUUGAACACGCAUGAUGUUUGUCACACUUACACUACAAAUAUUAACUGUGUAAGCACAUGGUCAGUUUUCAUCCAGUAGGGUGCUCUUCAAAGAUGCAUUAUAGAGCCUUUUGGAUCUAUCUUCUGUAUUACUUAACCUAAUAUUGAACUUUUAUUUUUCUGAUCAAAAUCAGUAUCGUCAGGGCAAUGCAUAAUAUAUUUUUUUUCAAUCAUGGGGCUCAGUUUAAAUUAUUCUCUGAAGAGUAACUGUUCUGCCGCCCCACCUUGUGGAGGUUUGAAGUAUUACUUAACGAAUACCUCCCUGCCAAAACAGGCCCUGUACUGUACGUAUGAAGAGAGCAUGAUCACCAAGUAACCUUUAGCUAUAUAUUUAUUAUGGUCAGUUUUUAUGUUCUUUACUUUCCAUUGUGCAUGGCUUUAACUUGCUUAAACUUUAUAUAUGCACAUCCUUCACCAGGGUGAUUUUACUAGGUGAUUUGCAGCGAACAAAAAAUUGUUUUUUUUGGAAAAACAUAUUAAGUUACAGUUUAAAGAUAUGGCUGUAUUUUCUUUUGUACAAGAAACAUUUUUUUACACUAUGUGAACUCAUUUGAGUCGGUUAUCUUAUUCGCUGAGGUAUAGAAGUGAAUCUUUGACUUUUCUCCUACAGUCAUACAAAUCUAAACCUCUUUACUUUACACUACAUUUGAUGUCUGUCUUGUAUUCUUGUUCAGAAUGCACAAAUACAACUUUUGCAAUUAAACAAGUGU
Toxotes jaculatrix (banded archerfish) is the source of this 5499-nucleotide messenger RNA. RefSeq names its product embryonal Fyn-associated substrate (gene efs). Gene Ontology annotation, biological process: cell surface receptor protein tyrosine kinase signaling pathway; cell migration. Gene Ontology annotation, molecular function: protein binding. The transcript is spliced from 8 exons. Lineage: Eukaryota; Metazoa; Chordata; Actinopteri; Toxotidae. The coding region runs from base 344 to 3283 and encodes 979 amino acids. The record is from RefSeq and is a predicted model, not a curated record. Gene Ontology annotation, cellular component: plasma membrane; cytoplasm.